AUGACAGAGUGCGCUACCCUUGAACUUGAUGCACUGGACUCCCAACAAGUCAACUACACCGAUCGUACCACUCACUGGAUAAAGACGGGGGAGCACCUGUUCGAUGCUAGCUUUGUUGAGGUCAAAGUGACCGGAAGUACACUUGUCACUGAGGUUCAACACAGCUUGACUGGGCCGCAUGAUGAUUCUGAUUUAGAUUCCGUAGACCUACUUGUUGGCUUUAAAGACGACCCUCUCAUACCAGUUGCUGGAGCCAAAGACGACCCCCUCAUCCCCAGCACUGAACAAAUUCACCAUACUUUCCUACGGUGCCAGAAGAUCUGGCAGAAUUAUGUCGCUAGCGCUAUUUCACUGCCCCCCGGCUGUGUUGCAGCUGUGGCCAUAUAUCCGGAUAUUUUAUUGCAACAGAUACCACCUCUUCCUUGGAAUCUGCCCCGGAAGCGGAGCAUCUCAGGAGAGGCAGUAUGGCACAUUCCGAAACCCGAACUGCCCAGGGCUCCUGGUCUCGAGGAUUGGAACCCAGAUGAAGUUCAUGGUGUCAAAAAGGAGUUCCUCCUGUCGAUAUCUAAAGCAACAGAAUUCCGAACAGUGAACCCAUCUGACCCUCGACUCAACGACACGCGACCGAAUGGUAUUGCAAUACUUGUGCCAUUGUGA
Molecule: messenger RNA, 657 nt
Organism: Cadophora gregata
Lineage: Eukaryota; Fungi; Ascomycota; Leotiomycetes; Helotiales; Ploettnerulaceae
Exons: 1
Coding region: 1-657 (218 amino acids)
Source: RefSeq, a predicted model, not a curated record